This is a messenger RNA of Gongylonema pulchrum, 351 nucleotides long. NCBI's taxonomy places the organism in Eukaryota, Metazoa, Nematoda, Chromadorea, Rhabditida, Gongylonematidae. The record is from the annotation of a GenBank genome assembly.
AUGGCCAUGAAGCUGGAGGAGUGCUUUGAAGGAGUAAAAGGGCUUCAAAGAGAGUGGAAGGAGGUAACUGGCAAAGUAACAGAAGAGGCGGUUAAUUGUGGUGAGGAAAGUAAAGCUUGGGGCGAAAUAGCCCGUAGUUUUGGAGUGAGCAUGCCAUGUAAAUUGGCGGAGGUGCUAGUGGCUGCAAAGCAGGACGCUGAGUUAGUAGUGGCGGAGGAAUGCACUUCAAUCAGAGGUGUAAUUAGAAAAUAUCCGGCCGUGGGCGGCAAAUCGGCGUGCCGAUUUGUGAACACUAAUCAGUGCUGCGAACAGUUUAUCGGUUGCAUACGCUGCUUCUCAACACGCACGUGA